This is a messenger RNA of Gigantopelta aegis, 3480 nucleotides long. RefSeq lists its product as uncharacterized. Lineage: Eukaryota; Metazoa; Mollusca; Gastropoda; Neomphalida; Peltospiridae. Bases 76 to 3324 code for a protein of 1082 amino acids. The transcript is spliced from 24 exons. The record is from RefSeq and is a predicted model, not a curated record.
UUCGAGAGACACACGUGUUUGACAUUUGACCUUCACGCCUCAUGCUCCACAAUUCAAGGGGGAGGAACCAGAUUGAUGAAGGGGGGGAAACCAUUUGCAUAUUUUGGACGACAGUGGAGUUUAAAGUCAAUCACACUUGCUACAAUAUAUCCACACGUCAUACACGAACUGUUCCACGUGGCCGCUGGGUACCACGAGCAGGACAACUACAAAUCGAUCGCCGUGGCCCCGGUCUUGUUCAACAACGUCAUGCAGUACUACAGAAAGGAGUUCAAGCCAGCGUAUUCCAAGAAAGCUAAAGUGGUUGACGGGACUAUCAUCACAUCGUUCUUCGACCUUGGCGCCCCUACCCUGUAUCCUCUUUAUUCUGCGUCAGAAACUGGUUUCCCGGUGUAUGACGUCAUGUACCAGGACCAGUUCGUCAGUGACGCCAAGCGAGUCUUCAUGGACGAGAUCUCGCGAGACAUCAGCGACCUCUACGACUGCUGGGGUAUGAAGAAUUGCGGGACGAAGCCCAUAUGUGACAACGAAGGCUACCCAGGCUACUACAACAAAGAGUGUGGGUGUGUGUGUCCCAGAGGACUCGAUUCAGUCUCCAACUGCGACGCUAUCAAAACUAAACCUUCUGGUUCAUGGCCCGACACCGACAUACAGUUGUUGAAGACGACGUCGGGCUGUCCAGCUGGAUUGACGGAGUCCACUGCUGUCGUGACCGGCAUUACUGCCAUGACGACGUCAUCGUACUACAACCUAGCGACGGCGUUGUCUGGCGACACGUUGACUGUAUAUCUCUGCAGCAAGCCGUCUGCUGGAAACACGGAGGUGUGGGACCACGGCAUGAACGGCUUUCUGGCGGGAAACAACCAGUGUCCGUCUGCACUGGAAAGUGGAGAUAUAAACUUCUCUUCUACAAGCGGGGCGAGUGUGGGCUCCCUGGAUUUCUGUGUUCAGCAAGGGCUAGUCGAGGAACCGCUGAUGGGACUUCCCACAACAGACGAGUUCGCCGUUUUCUCUCGAUCUGACACCUGCCAGGAAAUAGACGGAUUCGUCGCCCGGAGAGACUCGUUCACAAUCCACCACCCAGAUAUAGUGACGUCAGGAGAUCUACCGUACCAUACCCUCACGAACAGCAAUGGCGAAUUCGUCGUCAAAUUCGACGUCUGCGUGUACACGCCCCUCUCUUACAAUUGUGGCGCUGUUAUCAAGCUGGAUGCUGCGAAUCCAUCACAAGUGAUCACCUCGUUUAACCACCCUUCCAACUACCCGGCGAAUACGGAAUGUAACUGGUUCAUAGAGGUAGAAGACGACGCCAAGAUUCGAGCAGAGUUUUUAGCUUUUGAUGUCGAUGACACCGACACCUUCACCUACCGCCGAUACAUUCUCAACGCCGUUCCAUCCAAGCUGACUAAAACAAGUUCUCUUCCACGAAACCUCGUGUCUGUCUACAAUCGCAUGGCUCUACACUUCCGGUCAGGAGCCGUCGGGUCUCAAGGAACUGGUUUCCAGAUAGUAGUUACGCGUCUUGGAGCUGAGGACUACUGCUACGGUUUGGGUGACAAGGGCGAGAGCUAUGACGGUAACUGGAAUUAUGCCAUCGACGGUACAAAAUGUCUGCCCUGGGACUUGCGCUUUGACAACAAUGUCACAAUCAGUGGAUACGCAGACUACGAAGGGAGUGCCGCCACGUUCCUGACGGGCUCGGCUUGUAGAAACCCGCAAGGCGUUCUCAAUAAACCGGCGUGCAUAACGUUUGUCAAGGAAGGAAACUACUCGAUGCGAUACUGUGAUGUGUGUCACAAUGAGUAUGGAAUACAAGACAUAUACGACGACUGCAACACAGCUGUGUCCAUCGACCCCUCGAUCUGCACAGGCUCCACUGCUGGGAAAUGUCUGAAGACUUGCGAGAAUUUGAACCAUAUAGCAGUGAUAGCGAUUCCACCGAAAGUUGGUGAUGUAACCUGUCCAUCGCCGUCUAUUCCUUCGGGUGCCAUCCAGGAAGCUUCAACAGUGAAGAGUUUUUACCACCCUGGUGACGUCAUAAAGAUGGACUGUUCAUCUGUCGGUCUGACCUGCUUGUCGUCCGGUAAAUGGACGGAAUGGAAUGACAUUUGUAAAGGUUGCCACCCUGGCUGGGCUGAAAAUUUGGGCAAGUGUUACAAACUGACAGGUCGGAUUGACGACUGGUACAAGGCCAGCACUUACUGCUUCUAUUAUUACGAUGCUCAUUUUGUGUCUCCAAAGACAGACGCUGAACACCAGUUCUUCUUACAUUGGAGAAAACAUAUCAAGAAGAACAGCAAAUGGUGGUUAGGUGGGCGGAACUGGGGCAGCGGCUGGAAGUGGGAUGACGUAGACACACUGAUGUCGUCGUUUGAAACACAUAGCAGUUUUGGAACACCCAACGACCAGAAUGGGGGUAAAAACUGCGUUGUUCACGGUCCUCAGAAUGUGUGGUUUUCUGAAGUCUGCAAUGACGAGUACAACUACAUUUGCGAAAAGCUACUGGAAGGAAGUCCAAUCACGUGCACAGAUCGCAAAGAUGAAUGUGCCAAUCUACUGAGAGACAAUCCUCUGGCCUGUACAGACCCUGUGGUGAAGACCAACGUGUGUGCCUACACGUGUGGGGCUGAGGUCUGCAAGACGUCAGGCAACGAAUGCUUCAAUUUGCCUACUCCUGAACACGCAUCUAUGGUAGAGGCGAAGACUUCCUUGGGUCCUGGCGACUUCGUCCAGUACACGUGUGACCCGGGAUAUGAACUUCAGAGUGGAUCCCUGACCAGGGCGUGUCUCAGAAAUGGAGAACUCUCCGGGUGUCUUCCCGUUUGUAUACUUGCUGCCGACGCAAUCACGAAAGUGAAUGAUUUCCCCAUGGGAAUGUUCCGAAAAACAACACCAAAAGAUUACGUGUACACCGGGGAAUCGCAACAGCUGACCAUCACUCGUAGUGGCUAUCUCUACUCCUGGGAAAUCUACUGCGCAUGCACCGGAACAGUGUUGCUGCAGGUGUGGCGUGCACAGGCGAAUACGCCACUAACGUAUGAACUCGUUGGUCAGAACUCAAUUGAAUGUUUCGCUGGAUUUGCAAGGGAGAUAAUUAUCGACAGCUCGGAGAGGAUUCCGGUCGAGAGUGGCGAUCUUCUUGGAUUCCUGGACAGCGUGGGUGGCUGCUUGACGUACUACCCGUGUUCCGACACCAUUAUGCCGCAGUACGCUAACGUUCACCUGCAGAACGCAUGGCCCAGCGAGAUGACGCCGUCAGUUAAUUUCGACUUCGUAACGUCAGCGUGUUAUAUGUUUGCACUGAACGCAAAAAUUGGAACUUAAGUGACGACACGAUCCCGGCGUUGCUUUCCACUGAUGACAAGUUUCAGGAAUCUUGAGACAAACUCACAACUGCGUUCUACUGGAGAUGAAAGACGAACAUCUACAUUGUUUGUAUUUUCCUCUCUGACGCUGUUGUUAAUAAAAUAAUUGCACAAC